Molecule: messenger RNA, 2890 nt
Organism: Trichoderma virens Gv29-8
Lineage: Eukaryota; Fungi; Ascomycota; Sordariomycetes; Hypocreales; Hypocreaceae
Exons: 3
Coding region: 1-2547 (848 amino acids)
Source: RefSeq, a predicted model, not a curated record
AUGGCCGGCCCGAGAGCACGAUCAAGCAGCGUCCGCAGGGCUCGCGGCCUUUCGAUUGGAGAGGAUGGCAGGCCGGUGCCGCUCAAGCGUUGGGAUGGUGCCAGCAAAACGUGCAGGGACUGGGACGGGCUACGAAGGGACCCGGAUAUAUGGGAGCGAAACGGUAACUGCCUUAUUCACCUCUAUGCAAAGGGUGAUUCGAAGCGCGGGCCAUCUUUCAAGCUGCCCUUUGCGGCUCUGCUGUUAGCCGGCUGCCUUCCGCUCAUCGAAAAGUUCCUGGUACUGGAGGGCCUUGCGUCUAGGACGGCGCAGGAGAUUGAGAGGUGGGAUCAGCUGCAUCCUAGGUCGACGGCUGAGCUGUAUAUCCCGGCCCCGCCUCAUGCCACCGAUAAGCAGGCUCAGCUUUACCACCUGGCUUUCAGAAAUUUCUUUGCGUGGGUUCUAGGGAGGCCAAUCGUGGGUGAAAGCCUGGGAAGUGCGCUUGUAACACUACUUCACUCCAUGCGCGAGUUCAGGUCUUCUCCGGAAAGAAACGUGGAUGAUUUGCUCACGUAUAUGCGCCACGCUCAGUACCUCGAUAUGGCCGAAGUGCCUGUCCACGCCACAGCAGCCCUCCACCUGGCGGAAACAUUUCAGCUGAGUGACUUGUAUAAACAGGCUUUUGCUCAUUGCGUUGGCAUGCACGACCGCCUGUUUUCCACUGCAGAGUACCAGCUUAUCAGCGCGGUAUCGCGAACGCUCGUCCGCAGAGCACGCCUAGAAAUGAACGCAAUGCUACAGCAGACAGCCACUAGACUGAGGGGCUUCCUCGAGGAAGAGCUGUCGGAAACGAACUUGGGCAUUCCACCCGGAACGCGCGCGCACCUCGAGAGGUUCCGAAGCUUUCUGCUGUCCUUUUACUCAGCCAAGCUUGGCUACUAUCCUCCCAAGACAUUUAGCGCAGACCUACUCAGCACAAUGGCGGAGGAUUUUGACGCCCUAUAUGAGCUUCUGGUGGAUAACGACUACACCGUAUCGGAUGUCAUACCAUCUGCGGCCGUUGGCGGCAUCUGCACUGAGCAGCUUGUCCAGACGUUUGACGAGAACAACAAAUUCGAGCCCUUGCAACAUCCUCUACCUCAGCUACCUCAGCUUGAGACUCCUUACGAUGGGCUCCGCCGCCUCUCCAAGCUUCCAUUCGUCGAGAAGGUUGUCCCUGGACAGCGGCUAGUUACGAUCGCAUCCUUAAUCACGGCAUCCAACUGGACAGAAAAAUGUUUCAAGAACGACCUCGUACAGGCAUACCGCAGAUUCGAAGAGGACGCAAUUCUCUCCCCCAGCAAGGCUGACAAGAGCGAAAAGAUUUCACUGCUCGAGGCUCGCAAGGUGCGAUGGAUCAUGAUUUACGCUGUCCACCAAGUCCUGCGCAGUGCAACACGAAAACCGGCAGAGGUGUGGGGCGAGGAGGCGUCUUAUCACCUUACAGUCUCGAUGAAUGGCACCCCUCCAUGGUCAUCGGCAUCCCACGAGACGAAGAAACCCCUACGCAUCCAGACGGAAAUUGUGGCCAGCGACGACCUUGUGACCAAACGGGCCAUCAAGAUACAGGAAACUCCGGUGGACAAGAUAGAGAUUAAGCCCGAUAUUGACUACUUCGCGUUGACGCACAAGAGCCGCAAUCCAUCCAUGUCUACUCUGUCGGACAAUUCGUCGCCUGCCACCCUAUCCCGGUCGAGCUCGUUUUCCAUCUGCCUGAGGCGCAACUCAACCAUCCGCAGGUCGCUAAGGAAAUUCAGGAGGAGCUCCAUGUCAGGAUCACAGCCGUCAACGACGCCGCCAUCGCCGGCGAAGCCCUUGUACCACGAGAUUGUUGUACAGGGCUAUGGAAACGGGACACAAACAGUCACGGUAGAGCCGGAGGAUGAGGGGCUGACGAUGAAAGGCGCCCUGGCGGGCCGGAGUGAUUCGACGGCGUCGUCUCAGUCGAACUCUAGCUCGAGCACUACUGCCUCGUCAGUGCCCGAGAGCAUGAGCAGCACCAUCGACACGCUGUCCACGAGCGCGCUGUCCAGUCCCACGACGCCCACGACAGAUGCCGCCUUGGAGCUUGAGAUGAUGCUCGCUCGUUGGGGUCCACAAGACAAGGCCCCGGUUAGACUGGAUCUGCCGCGUUCGGCAUCAGCCUGCGCCAUUUCCGGCGAACUGCAGAGCUUAGCGGCAGGGCUCCACAGCUACGUGGGAGCGCUUGACAGGAAAGAAGACGUCAAGAGAAAACGAAGAAGCCUAGAGCCCGCGCGGUCGGCGCCGGCGCCAGCCGCGCUGCAGCGACGCUACACGAUGCUCGGGGACCUUCGACGGAAGAAUUUUGGGUUUGAAGCCAAGAACAUUUCCGUCCGCAUUCGUGAGAAUAGCAUUAGCGAGGAAACGUGGACUCCCAGCCGCAGGGAUUCGGAUGAUUGGUCCAUAAUGUUCGCCUUUAUGGACGGGACUGAGACAGAGGCUAAAGCUAAUACGAACGACGCCUGGGCACAAUAUUCAGAUCUAGGAGGACUCACUGAUAUGAGUUAGCCCACGUAUGUCUAUAUGCAUGCAUAUGAUUGGGUAUAAUGAGAGAUGUGAACAGGGCUGGAGAAGGAAAAGAAGAAGGGCAUCAUUUCUUGCAAUGGUGGAAAAGCAAAAUUUUGGUAUUUUUUUUCUCUCCUUUUAAUUUUUUUCUUAUGUUUGUUGCAUAUUUUGGUUGAUACCCAGUGUCGGCUGACACGCUUACGAUACCAUUUUCUCUGGCUGUCAUUCGUUUUGUAUUGGACAUUCUUUUUUUCUGUUUGCAAGUCCUGGGAUAUGGUACAAAAACGGGCUACAUAAGAGAGCGCAUUGCCUCUUAGACUUGAAGAUGAAUAUUUACUGCGAGAGC